Molecule: messenger RNA, 2510 nt
Organism: Ostrinia nubilalis (European corn borer)
Lineage: Eukaryota; Metazoa; Arthropoda; Insecta; Lepidoptera; Crambidae
Product: organic cation transporter protein-like
Exons: 7
Coding region: 92-1693 (533 amino acids)
Biological process (GO): transmembrane transport
Cellular component (GO): membrane
Molecular function (GO): transmembrane transporter activity
Source: RefSeq, a predicted model, not a curated record
AGCGCUAUUCAGAGAGUUUAUUAGUGUUACUGCUGCAGCCGUCGGUAUCGGUUAAUUGCUCAGUAUCAAACAAAUUAAUUUCUUAAAUAAAAUGACAGUGUUAACAAAGAAAGAUGUGCAAGAAGAUAGUGUAAAAGGAUUAGAUAAGUUCGGAAAAUAUCAACUCGUGCAAUACUUUUGGCUGUGUCUACCACUCUUCACCGUAUCCAUGAUGCACGUUAACUAUGUUUUUAUAGCAGAGCAUACAGAAUACAGAUGCAUUGUACCUGAAUGUGAAAAUAGAAACGCAUCUAUUCAGGUGCCUGAAUGGUGGCCAACAGAUGUGGAUGCACAAUGUGAAAGGCCAAUUUUUUACCCAGAUUACAACACAUCUGAUCAAAUAUGUAAAAAUACAUCAAUUUUCAAUUUCGUCGCAAAAUGUGAUCAAUGGAUUUAUGAAAACGACAAUUCAAUCAUUUCUGCCUUUAACCUUGCAUGUCAAUCAUGGAAAGCAACAUUGGUCGGGACUAUACAUAAUGCAGGAAUGAUGUUGUCGAUGGUGACGACUGGAUGGAUUUCGGAUAAGGUUGGGAGAAAGCCUGCAAUGAUUUUCUGCUCUUUCGGUGGAUUCGUUGGAGUGUUUAAAAUUUUCGCUACAAAUUUUAAUGUUUAUUUAGCAAUAGAGUUCUUGGAGUCAUUUAUAGCGUCGGGACUUUAUAAUGUUGGGGUAAUUUUAUUGAUUGAAAUUGGAGGAGAAUCAAAAAGAGUUACAGCUGGGGUACUGUUUUCAUAUGCUGUGUAUUUAGGAGAAGUAGUAUUUGCAGCAAUAUCCAUGGGUUUCAAAUACUGGAAGCACGUUAUGUUAGCCAUAUAUUCACCUAUGGUUCUUUAUAUAAGCUACAUAUUUAUAUUGAAAGAAAGUACCAGGUGGCAAAUGAUUCGUGGUAAAAUGGGUGAAGCAAAAUCUACGUUCAAGUUAAUAGCAAGAAUGAAUAAAGUUAAUAUUUCUGAUGAUGAAAUUAAUGUGAUGAGCGACGAAGACAUGAGAUCGAAGUUCAAUGUAGAGCUACAAAAAGAGAAGGAGAGUUUUAAAGAUAUAAUUGGAUCAAAAGCAAUAGUGACAAGGCUGGUUGUUACUGCCAUUUGCUUUUUCACAUCGAGUUUCUUAUACUACGGCUUAGUGGUUAAUGCCAUUUAUUUGCCAGGGGAUAAAUAUGUGAACUUUAUAUUGGCGUCAGUGACGUCGUUCCCUGGAGAUCUGAUAGCAUUCUAUUGUUUGAAUAAGUUUGGUCGAAGAAUCACUUUGCAGUGUGGCUAUUUAACUUGCGCAGUAUUUUUGAUUGCACAAACCUACACCCCUGAACAUAUAAUUUGGCUCAAAGUGCUUUUAUUUUUAAUUGGUAAGCUCGGUGUAGUGAUUUGCUUCACUUCUAUCUACACCUAUGCCAUGGAAUUAUUUCCUACAAGCGUCCGUGGGUCUUUGUUCGGAUUCGGAAACACAGUAGCAAGGGUGGGUGGCAUGUUGGCACCACUCACACCAUUAUUGACUGCACAAUUUACAGCGUUGCCCACGAUACUUUUUGCAGUAACAUCAGUUCUAUCGGCGUUUGCGACUUCUUUUACUCCAGAAACAAAAUAUUUACCAUUGUUCGAUACAAUCGCACAAAUCAAUGCUUACAAAACAGCAGAAUCAGAUGUUAAUACUCACUUAUAGUGGAUUGAUACCUAACCCUUUUAUGGGUCAUUCCAUAAAAAUCUGUAUAUUUUCGACGUCAUUUUGUCCGUAACUUUUUUAAGAUGCUUUUGAAUACUUUAUUAGUGUAAAUUAUAGUUUAUUAAUUAAUUAUGUUAUGUCUAAAAGGGCCAGUCACUUUAUGCUUUAUUUUAGGAGAAAUUAUAAUUUUCAAUUUUUUCAUACUACAUUACUCCUAUAUGCCUUCUAAUAAAGUAUAAAACUUAUAACCUUAACAUUUAUAGAUAAGUUAAUAUACACAAUGUAGUUGUUUUGUUAUUAUCACCAUAUAAAAAACAUCAUUCCCUAACUAGUAAUUUAGUCCCAAGUGCCGUUUAAAGCUAGGGCCUGACGCUCUAGGGACUGACGAUUUGGAGUAAAACUUAACACAAAUGCAGAUUAACUUUAUAUUAUAAGAUGCUUAAUACGAUGUGCCGAAAAUAGCCAAAAAACCACACGUAAAUACUAAUUAAAUUAUAUACAAUUUCUUAUUGUAAUCAAUAAAGCUACUCAACUAGGGACUGACGAAGUAACUGGAUUAACACAUGUUUCCGCAACAACUAGCACGUUUGCACUAAUUCAAAAAACGGCUACCGCAAAGACAGUAUGGUCUGAGGAUAACUUCGUAUCGUACUUUAAACUCAACUAAAUGUCAUUCAAUCUAAAUACAUAUUAAAGCGCAAAAUUAUAAAAUCAGUGCGUGGCGAGGGAAUGACGCUAAAAGCUGUAGACUCUUUUUCAACUAAAGAAAAUCAAAUUAUUGUUUAUUGAAACCGCAAAAUAUUAAUAGAAUUUGGUG